This is a messenger RNA of Ctenocephalides felis (cat flea), 597 nucleotides long. Its product is annotated as zinc finger protein 708-like. The transcript has a single exon. NCBI's taxonomy places the organism in Eukaryota, Metazoa, Arthropoda, Insecta, Siphonaptera, Pulicidae. Gene Ontology annotation, biological process: regulation of transcription by RNA polymerase II. The record is from RefSeq and is a predicted model, not a curated record. Gene Ontology annotation, molecular function: RNA polymerase II cis-regulatory region sequence-specific DNA binding; DNA-binding transcription factor activity. Bases 1 to 597 code for a protein of 198 amino acids.
AUGACUCACACAGAUCUACACUUAAAAUGUAAAAUAUGCCUGAAAAAUUUCAAAACCCAAAAGGCAUUAAAUAUACAUGUAAAUCAUCAUACCCAAGAAAAUCCUACAUGCGAAUAUUGCAAUAAAGCAUUUUCAAACAAGGGGAGAUUGAAACAACACAUAAGGUUACAUACCGGGGAAAGGCUCUAUAAAUGUGAAAUAUGUGGUAAAGGAUUCAUUAGGCCGGAGUCGCUGAAAACUCACAAACUAAUCCAUACUGGAGAGCUCCACCAUGAGUGUGAUAUUUGCCAUAAAAAGUUUGCACUAUUACAUGUCUUGACAAGACAUUUGUUAGUGCACAAAGAAGAUCGCCCUCACAAAUGUGGUAUAUGCAAAAUAACAUUUAAACUAUCGCAUCAUUUAACGAGACAUUUAUUAACACACACAGGAGAACGACCAUAUAAGUGUGAGGUAUGCAAUAUGGGAUUUAAACAAUCGGCACAUUUAAAAAAACAUUCAUUUGUGCAUACUGAAGAACGCCUUUUUAAAUGUGAGACAUGUAAUAAAGCUUUCAAGGCACAAUUUGCAUUAAAAAGACAUGAAUUGACGCAUGAUUGA